GAUGGACUUUAUGAGGUAUAGAAAAUUCUUCGUCUACAUAUUAACCUUCCUCGCCUACGCCUGGUCGGGAUAUGGAGCUGGACUGAUAGGGAACCUCCGAGACGCCGUUUUAGCUGCUGAGACCAUUUUCGGGGACUUUUUCCAGAACGCCAUCACUGUAGCCAGGAAAAUUAAGGAUAUUCACGAGGUAUUCGAUGCUGCCGUCGAGGAACAUUGUGUUUACACUUGCCCCAAUGGUGUAACAGCAAAACCUGACAGAAAUCAUGUACCUCAAAGUAAUGGAUGUGGUUCUCUAGGAAUAGAGUGCUGCGACGAGCACGAUAUCUGUUACGACACCUGCAAUUCUGAUAAAGAAAAGUGCGACUUAGAAUUCAAGCGAUGCUUAUACAAAUACUGCGAAGGCUACCAGACCACCGGAACAACAAUAGUAAACACCUGUAAAGCUGCCGCGAAGAUGCUCUACACCGGAACGACGACGUUGGGCUGCAAAAGCUACAUCGACGCUCAGUCUGCGGCUUGCUGGUGUCCCGAAAAAGAUAAAUCCAGGAGCUGGAAGAAGAAAGGAAAGUGGUCUGGAAUGGGCAAUGAAAACUCGACGCCCAAAAAGUCGGAAACACGAAAAUUCAGAGGAGACUUCAAAAGCACAGAUGGCGAUUCGUCGAAAACUUCGGAGCCAAAACGCCCUAGAAAGCAGAAGGCUAAAAGUUCUGGAGGACCUACCAACCCGUUCCUGAUUUUCUUCCUGCGGAUGAGAAGCAAGAAGCCCAAUGAGCAUGUCACGACCAUCGCAAAGGCCGCUGGCAGACAAUGGGCGAAGAUGACACCUGACCAGAGACAGAAGUACGUCAAAAUGGCCAGUGUUGCUAAGAAGAAACGCGUUUACAAAAAGAAGAAACGCGAAGAUGAUCCGGAA
This is a messenger RNA of Cotesia congregata, 913 nucleotides long. Lineage: Eukaryota; Metazoa; Arthropoda; Insecta; Hymenoptera; Braconidae. The record is from the annotation of a GenBank genome assembly.